CUGAGAGCAGAAAUGGAGCAGGAUCAGCCGGACCGAGAAACUUUCUCCUGUUCGAUCUGCCUGGAUCUACUGAAGGAUCCGGUGACGAUUCCCUGUGGACACAGUUACUGCAUGAACUGUAUUAAAAGCUUCUGGGAUGAAGGUGAGCAGAAGAAGAACUAUCACUGUCCUCAAUGCAGAGAGAGAUUCACACCGAGGCCUGUUUUAAAGAAGAGCACCAUGCUAGCAGCUUUAGUGGAGCAGCUGAAGAAGACUGGACUCCAAGCUGCUCCUGCUGAUCACCGCUAUGCUGGACAUGAAGAUGUGGCCUGUGAUUUCUGCACUGGAAGAAAACUGAAAGCCAUCAAGUCCUGUUUAUUCUGUCUGGCCUCUUACUGUGGGAAACACCUUCAGCCUCAUUAUGACGUGGCUCCUUUAAAGAAACACAAGCUGGUGGAGCCGUCCAAGAACCUCCAGGAGAACAUCUGCUCUAAGCAUGAUGAGGUGAUGAAGAUGUUCUGCCGCACUGAUCAGAAAUGUAUCUGUUAUCUCUGCUCUGUGGAUGAACAUAAAGGCCACGACACAGUGUCAGCUGCAGCAGAAAGGACUGAGAGGCAGAGAGAGCUGGAGGAGAGACAAGGAAACAUCCAGCAGAGAAUCCAGGACAGAGAGAAAGAUGUGAAGCUGCUUCAACAGGAGGUGGAGGCCAUCAAUCACUCUGCUGAUAAAACAGUGGAGGACAGUGAGAAGAUCUUCACUGAGCUGAUCCGUCUCCUCCAGAAAAGAAGCUCUGAUGUGAAGCAGCAGAUCAGAUCCCAGCAGGAAACUGAAGUGAGUCGAGUCAAAGAUGUUCAGGAGAAGCUGGAGCAGGAGAUCACUGAGCUGAAGAGGAAAGACGCUGAGCUGGAGCAGCUCUCACACACAGAGGAUCACAACCAGUUUCUCCUCAACUACCCCUCACUGCCAGCACUCAGUGAGUCUACACACUCAUCCAGCAUCAACAUCCGUCCUCUGAGACACUUUGAGGACGUGACAGCAGCUGUGUCAGAGCUCAGAGAGAAACUACAGGACGUCCUGAGAGACUCAUGGACAAACAUCUCACUGAUGGUCACUGAGGUGGAUGUUCUACUGUCAGAACCAGAACCAGAACCAGAACCAACAACAAGGGCUGGAUUCUUAAAAUAUUCCUGUAAAAUCACAAUGGAUCCAAAUACAGCAAACACAAACCUGGUUUUGUCAGAGGGGAACAGGAAGGUGAUACAUACAGAUAAACGUCAGUCUUAUCCAAGUCACCCAGACAGAUUCACUGACUAUACUCGUAUUCUGAGUAAAGAGAGUUUAACUGGACGUUGUUACUGGGAGGUGGAGUGGAGCGGUAGAGUUUCUGUAGCAGUUGCAUACAAGAAUAUCAGCAGAGCAGGAAACUGGAAUGAAUGUGUAUUUGGACGUAAUGCCAAAUCUUGGGCAUUAGAGUGUCAAUCAACCAGUUUUAAAUUUGGUCACAACAACAACUGGACCUCCAUCUCAGGUCCAGUUUCCUCCAGACUGGGAGUGUUCCUGAAUCAUGAAGCAGGUAUUCUGUCCUUCUACAGCAUCUCUAAAUCCAUGACUCUGAUCCACAGAGUCCAGACCAGAUUCACUGAGCCCCUACAUGUUGGAGUUUUGUCUUGGAACUACGGAAACUUUGCUGAAUUCCACAAACCCAAUUAGAUUUUCUCUCUUUUGUCUGAUUGUUGUUUUAGAUUCAUUGUUCUGAUGUUUCUCUUCUGUUGUUCUUUAUUUUUAUGGUUUAAAUAUUGUUCUCUAUGUGAUGUUUUCUUUCAUUCUUGUAUGAAAGAAAUACAAGAAUGAAAUAUUCCUACAUGAAGCAUGUCAUAUAGGAAUAUUUCUCUACAUGAAAAUCUAAACUUUUCUGGGCCCUAAUAGUUUUGCUUAUAUGUUUUUAUUGAUUAAUUUGAAUGUUCUAAUUUCUCUUUCUAUGUUCUGCAGAACAAAUGUUGUUCUUCCUUAAAUCCUUAAAUUUCUUCUGUUUUCUUUUUUGUGAUCCAAAGAAGAACCUGAAACCAAUAUCAACUUUAAACUGAUGCUGAUCCUUGCUUUUAAAUAAUUUUCAUUUACAUCAAGAAAAUAAAUGUUUGUUGUUCUGUCUCUUUGAUGUUCAUCAAUAAAACAAAUUGUUUGUAGCAUAACCACUAUAUUUGUUAAUAAAUACAUUAAAGAGUAAGUAUAUUAAACUGUUUUUCAGAACAGUUUCUAUUACUUCAUUGUUAAAAAUUAUCCUAAAUUUUCACUGUUUUAAAACUGAUUAUUUGUGCAGCAUCUUGUUGUUUUUAGGUCUGGUUGGGAUAACCAGAUAAAAAAGGGUGGUGUGUCGGGAGACUUGACAGAUGAAUGUUUAAAACACGUAAAGAAUCAAAGAAAAGACAUAAAAUGGGAAUCGGAGUUCGCUGCAGUGCCACAGAUUGUGAAUUUAAGAACUGGAUCAGAACCCAGGAAACCCCGCCUGGUGCGAGAAAACACCGAGGAGGAAGAAAGUCGCUCCCGGUGAGAUCA
Gambusia affinis (western mosquitofish) is the source of this 2532-nucleotide messenger RNA. RefSeq names its product tripartite motif-containing protein 16-like. Lineage: Eukaryota; Metazoa; Chordata; Actinopteri; Cyprinodontiformes; Poeciliidae. The transcript has a single exon. The record is from RefSeq and is a predicted model, not a curated record. Bases 13 to 1689 code for a protein of 558 amino acids. Gene Ontology annotation, molecular function: zinc ion binding; protein binding.